Molecule: messenger RNA, 279 nt
Organism: Caenorhabditis bovis
Lineage: Eukaryota; Metazoa; Nematoda; Chromadorea; Rhabditida; Rhabditidae
Source: the annotation of a GenBank genome assembly
AUGUGGGAUGUCGAUUAUCGGUCUGGCCACGAGUAUUUCGAUCAGCUUGGCUUCAAUUCAUUUUCGAAGCCAAUCAAAGUCAACUGGAAAACCACCAAAACAUCUCCAGCAAUUGAGAAAGUUGCUAGCCCGAUUUUUUAUCUGCCAGCGAUUGCAAUUCGUAGCGACAAGACUGCCAUGGUGGUUCAGUGGAUGCGGUCGACAAGGUUUGGAUGGUUUUCUGGGUGUGAAGUUGGAUUGACGUUGACUGGAGUGGAUGAUCUAAUCCAUGCCAGCUGA